Messenger RNA from Brassica oleracea var. oleracea, 2417 nucleotides. Its product is annotated as kinesin-like protein KIF19. Gene Ontology annotation, biological process: microtubule-based movement. Bases 162 to 2306 code for a protein of 714 amino acids. NCBI's taxonomy places the organism in Eukaryota, Viridiplantae, Streptophyta, Magnoliopsida, Brassicales, Brassicaceae. Gene Ontology annotation, molecular function: ATP binding; microtubule binding; microtubule motor activity. The transcript is spliced from 6 exons. The record is from RefSeq and is a predicted model, not a curated record.
UCCAAAAACAAAGACUGAAAAUACCAAUUUUAGCAUCAUCUACACUUUCAAAGCUUCGGGGUUUUGACCAACACACUCCUUGACAGUCUAACCAAACAGCGAUUCAUCAGUCUCUCUAAAAGAUCCCAAAAGAGUGAAAAAAGAAAAGAGAAGGAAGAACAAUGCCUGUAUCGACCCGAUCGAAGGCGAUGACGAGUCACGAGCAAAGCAGGAGGCAAGAAUACACGAAUCCACAUCAAGGGCUCAAGGAAAAGAUGAGAGCUUUGACUCUCUUGUACGAGCAGCAAAAGCGAGCCUCUUUCUCUCUCAGAAACAACCCUAACCAUCUAGCCCAAGAUCUGAGGUUUAAGCCUCACGACGUGCUCGAUUCUUGCAAGAAAGGAGAUAAAGAUCCAAACUUUGCCGACGAUGAGACCAAAGAGAACAACAAUGUAGCCGACGCAGAUCGGGUUUUUGGUACCAACACGGCCCCGGUUAAGUCUUCUACUGUGAUAAGAAAGCUCUCGAUGGGUAACGGAGCUGAGAAAGGUGAAAACUUUGAGGCUUGUGGUGGGAGUAGGAUCAUGGUGUUUGUAAGGCUUAGACCUAUGGGGAAGAAGGAAAGAGAGAACGGGUCAAGAUGCUGCGUCAAGGUUUUGAACAAAAGAGAUGUUUAUCUAACGGAGUUUACUAACGAUAACGAUUACUUAAGGCUUAAACGGCUCCGUGUUCGUCAUUUCACUUUUGAUUCUUCUUUUCCUGAGACCACAACACAACGAGAAGUCUACUCCACCACAACAGGAGAUCUGUUGGAAGCAGUGCUUGAAGGAAGGAACGGUUCUGUGUUCUGCUACGGUGCUACGGGAGCAGGCAAGACUUAUACAAUGCUGGGGACUAUGGAGAAUCCAGGUGUGAUGGUUUUAGCGAUUAAAGAUUUGUUUGCUAAGGUUAGAGAGAGGAGCUUAGAUGGGAACCAUACUGUUCAUCUCUCUUAUCUUGAAGUCUAUAACGAAACCGUUAGAGAUUUGCUUUCUCCUGGUAGACCUCUCAUCCUCCGUGAAGAUAAACAGGGAAUUGUGGCAGCUGGUCUCACUCAAUAUAGAGCUUAUUCCACAGAUGAGGUUAUGGCUUUGCUCCAAAGGGGAAACCAAAACAGAACCACUGAGCCUACUCGUUGCAAUGAGACAUCUUCACGCUCACACGCCAUCCUUCAGGUUGUAGUGGAGUAUAAGACUAGAGAUGGUUCCAAGAAUAUCAUCAGCCGAGUUGGGAAGCUAUCCCUCAUUGAUCUCGCUGGAUCAGAAAGAGCGAUAGCUACUGAUCAAAGGACGCUUAGAUCUCUCGAAGGAGCCAACAUAAACAGAUCGCUUCUUGCGUUAAGCAGCUGCAUCAACGCGCUUGUGGAAGGGAAGAAACAUAUUCCUUACAGAAACUCAAAGCUGACGCAGCUGCUGAAAGACUCGCUAGGCGGUUUGUGUAACACGGUGAUGAUUGCUAACAUAAGUCCAAGCAAUCAUUCUUUCGGUGAGACGCAGAACACUCUCCAUUGGGCAGAUCGAGCCAAGGAGAUUCGUGUGAAGGGAUGUGAAGUGAAUGAAGAGGUGGUGGUUCAAGUGAGUGAAGGGCCUGAUCAGGCCAAGCUAGUGCUGGAGCUUCAGGAAGAGAACCGUGAGCUGCGUGUAAAGCUAGCGGAACAGCAGCAGAAGGUUUUGACUCUUGAAGCAGAGACCUUAGCAGCUGCUAACAACAACAUAUCUCCAACACCUCCAUCAAUCUCAUCUCUAAUGACUCCACCGUCUGCAUUAACAGCGCAACAGAAGAAGAAACCGAGGCACUCGUUGUUGUCAGGAACAUGCUUCACACCAGAAUCAUCCAAAAGGAGAAAAGCAGAAGAUGCAGUGAAGGAGCUUCAGCUGACUGUCAAGGCGUUGAAGAUGGAGAUGGAGAGAAUGAAGAGGGAACAUGUGGUGCAGAUGAAGAAGCAAAAGGAAGAGCUGAUGAAAGAACUGUGUAGUAAAAAGAGCGAGAAAACUCCAGAGAGAGGCAAAGAGACAACAACAACAAGGAGGAUUGUGACGAGAGGGAGCUUGAGACCAAAGGAGAGAGAGAAGGAGCUGAUAAAAAGUCCUAGUCACAGGUUUGCAUCUCCAGCUGCAGCAGCUAAAAAGAGAAGCUUCUGGGACAUAACGGUAGCUAAUAGUCCUUCGUUGGAUAGAAGGAAAACGAGAAGCCAUGUUCUUCCUGUUAAUCAAGAAGCUCCUUCGAUGCUGCUUCAGCCGGGGUUUGCUCGUCCAAGGACAACAACAACAACACACAUGAAGCAUUAACACACGAGUUUAAAAGACUGAUCAGAUUCAGAUGUUAUCAGUGUUUUUGUGUUUCUUGUCUGUUUCAUCCACUGUUUGCUUAGCAUCUGUAUUCUAUAGAAGCAUAAUGAC